Nakaseomyces glabratus is the source of this 831-nucleotide messenger RNA. RefSeq names its product Atg27p (gene ATG27). The record is from RefSeq and is a predicted model, not a curated record. NCBI's taxonomy places the organism in Eukaryota, Fungi, Ascomycota, Saccharomycetes, Saccharomycetales, Saccharomycetaceae.
AUGGUUAUGUUAGGACAGGUAGUGGCUUUGGCCAUGGCAAGCAGCGCGGUGGCCCUCAAUUGUAAGAAUCACAACGUUUUGAGCAAUUAUAACGUUGCGAACAAGGAUAUACUGCUGAAGAAUGAGUUGGACACUCCACCCAGCAAGACUUCAGAGAUGUGGUAUCUUGCUCCUUGUGAAGACGGAUCUCGGAGACAGAGGCCCAGUGAGUGUUCGAGCGAUGACUUGAUGUGUGCCAUCAGGCAUGUUAAGGUGGAUGGAAGCGACCAUUUGACACAAAAAUUGGAUGUCCAUAAAAGUGCCAAGUAUGAGGUAGAAGAGGUCGAGUCUGGCGGGUUUGAUAUCAGAUUCUUGGGUGUUAAAUGGGGCAGUAACACAAUCGAUGCUACUUUGAGUUACUCUUGUGAUACUAACUUGAAGACAGACGAACUGGUGACCACGAUCUGGAAUUCUGAGUAUGUAUUGAUUGAGAUGUCUGGUCCAUCUGGUUGUAAGCGUGACGGGAACUCUGACUCUGGCGACAACGGUAAUGGUAACGGUAAUGGUAACGACCCUGAUAACAAUAAUAACACUGGCAAGGAUAAGAAGAGCAAGAAAACAUCAUGGUUUACCUGGUUGUUUGUUUACGCUAUUCUCUUUACUGUCAUAUAUUUGAUGGUAGUCUCAUACUUGAACACUAAAGGUGGAUCCUUCCAGGACUUCCGUAAUGAAUUUGUUGAACGUGGUACAGAAUUCAUAACUUCUCUGCCAACAUUUGUCAAAGAAGUAGUAACCAAGACCUUAGGAACGCGAGAUUCAUCUGCAAGUAGAGGUGGAUAUAGUGCGGUAUAG